Anopheles cruzii is the source of this 1178-nucleotide messenger RNA. It is a transcript of the gene qless, whose product is annotated as all trans-polyprenyl-diphosphate synthase PDSS1. Gene Ontology annotation, molecular function: prenyltransferase activity. NCBI's taxonomy places the organism in Eukaryota, Metazoa, Arthropoda, Insecta, Diptera, Culicidae. The transcript is spliced from 8 exons. Gene Ontology annotation, biological process: isoprenoid biosynthetic process; ubiquinone biosynthetic process. Bases 139 to 1173 code for a protein of 344 amino acids. The record is from RefSeq and is a predicted model, not a curated record. Gene Ontology annotation, cellular component: mitochondrion; transferase complex.
UCAUCGUCGUCGUCGUCGUCGUCGUCACGCGUCAAGCAUCUGGGCGUUCCGGUGAUCGGCCGCCGGACACCGCCAGCAGCCGUUCCGCUGUACGACCGGAGCCAGAAGGGCAACUCCGGCGUCACACUGCAUCCCUGUAUGCGAGGCUACAGCUCCGUGCACACACAGCAGCCGGCUGGACCGAUCCGGGAGUACAACAUCGAUCCCUACAUUCUGCUGGAGGAUGAGCUGAAAUACAUCUUCGAGGAUAUCAGACAGGAAAUCAGCCGCGCCACAAAUCACCAAGAACUGAACAAAAUCGCCGUGUACUACUUCGACGGCCAGGGGAAAGCGUUCCGACCGAUGGUGGCGAUGCUGAUGGCGAAGGCCCUCAACUACCACAUGCACAACGAGAACAGGUACGCCGCACAGCGGCAGAUAGCGAUGAUUUCGGAAAUGAUUCACACCGCCAGCCUAGUGCACGACGAUGUUAUUGAUCAGUCAUUCGCCCGGCGCGGCAAACCGAGCGUGAACGUCCUUUGGAACCAUAAAAAGGUGACACAAGCCGGUGACUACAUCCUUUCGGUCGCCUCGAUGCUGUUGGCCCGCCUGAAGCACGACGAAGUGACACACAUCCUCAGUCAGGUGCUCACCGAUCUGGUGCAGGGUGAGUUUAUGCAGCUCGGCUCGAAGGAAACGGAAAACGAACGCUUCGCCCACUACUUCACGAAGACCUACCGCAAGACGGCCUCGCUAAUAGCCAACAGUUUGAAGGCGGUGGCGGUCCUGUCCGGUGCCGACGAUCAGAUGGCUGAGCUGAGCUUCCAGUACGGCCGAAAUCUUGGGCUCGCGUUCCAGUUCGUCGACGAUCUGCUAGACUUUGUGUCGAGCUCGGAAGCGAUGGGCAAACCGGCUGCCGCCGACCUGAAGCUGGGGCUGGCUACCGCUCCGGUACUGUUUGCCUGUGAGAAGUUUCCCGAGCUGAACCCAAUGAUACUGCGCCGCUUCCGCGAACCCGGCGACGUCGAGCGGGCCUACGAGCUCGUCCACCAGUCGCAGGGCCUCGAACAGACCCGCUUCCUGGCGCGCAAACACUGCAUAGAGGCGCUCCGGCUUGCCUCGCAGAUCAGCGAGUCGCCGUACCAGAAGGGACUCAUCGUGGUCGGUGACUUUGUCCUGAAUCGCAUGAAGUAGUGAAU